AUCAGUGACGUCAAAAUCCCAGUGCGCUGUCAAACAGGUCCUCCCCGGAAAAAGCCAAUUUAGAGGGAAAAUCCGGAAGUCGCCAUCGGGAAAGAUGAUUGGCGGAUUGUUUGUGUACAAUCACAAAGGAGAGGUGCUGAUCUCCCGGGUGUACAGAGAUGACAUCGGCAGGAAUGCUGUGGAUGCAUUUAGAGUGAAUGUCAUUCAUGCCAGGCAACAAGUGCGCUCUCCGGUCACAAAUAUCGCCCGGACAAGCUUUUUCCACAUCAAGCGUGCAAACAUUUGGCUGGCUGCCGUGACCAAGCAGAAUGUGAAUGCAGCCAUGGUCUUUGAGUUUCUGCUCAAAAUCAUCGAUGUCAUGCAAUCGUACUUCGGGAAGAUCUCAGAGGAGAACAUCAAGAACAACUUUGUUCUCAUUUACGAACUAUUAGAUGAGAUUCUGGACUUUGGCUAUCCCCAGAACACCGAUACGGGCGUCCUGAAGACUUUCAUUACGCAGCAGGGCAUUAAGUCGGCCACGAAGGAGGAACAGGCCCAGAUCACAUCCCAAGUGACUGGGCAGAUUGGCUGGCGCCGUGAGGGUAUCAAAUAUCGUCGCAAUGAACUGUUCCUCGACGUCCUCGAGUAUGUGAAUCUCCUGAUGAGCCCGCAGGGGCAAGUGCUCUCCGCCCACGUGGCCGGCAAGGUGGUGAUGAAGUCCUACCUCUCUGGCAUGCCCGAGUGCAAGUUCGGCAUCAACGAUAAGAUCGUGAUGGAGGCGAAGGGACGCGGCGGCAUCUCGGGCAACUCUGAAUCUGAAACCUCACGCUCUGGGAAGCCCGUGGUGGUGAUUGACGAUUGUCAGUUUCAUCAGUGCGUCAAGUUGAGCAAAUUCGAAACUGAACACUCCAUCAGCUUCAUUCCGCCGGACGGAGAGUUUGAACUGAUGCGCUAUCGCACGACUAAGGACAUCUCGCUGCCCUUCCGCGUGAUUCCGCUGGUGCGCGAAGUGGGGCGCACCAAGAUGGAGGUGAAGGUGGUGCUCAAGUCGAAUUUCAAGCCAGCUCUCCUGGGCCAGAAGAUUGAGGUGAAGAUUCCCACGCCCCUCAACACUUCGGGAGUGCAACUGAUCUGUCUGAAGGGCAAGGCAAAGUACAAGGCGUCGGAGAAUGCAAUUGUGUGGAAGAUCAAGAGAAUGGCUGGGAUGAAGGAGACGCAAUUGUCGGCGGAGAUUGAAUUGCUGGAGACGGAUACCAAAAAGAAAUGGACCAGACCGCCCAUUUCAAUGAACUUCGAAGUCCCAUUCGCACCUUCCGGAUUCAAGGUGCGCUAUCUGAAAGUCUUUGAGCCCAAACUGAACUACUCGGAUCACGAUGUGGUGAAGUGGGUGCGCUACAUUGGACGCAGUGGGCUGUAUGAGACUAGAUGCUAAGAGCUAAGGUAUUUGCGAUGAGAGUGGCAAAGGAGCAUAAAUAUUAUAUUGUGUGUAUAGAUGAAAUCUCAUUCCAAUCUUUAUUAGCCAUAAUGAGAGAUAUUAUGUUACACAUAUGCAAUGACACUAUUAUAAAAUCCUCAUUUGCUUCGUAUUCCAUAAAAAAGAAA
Messenger RNA from Phlebotomus argentipes, 1581 nucleotides. RefSeq names its product AP-2 complex subunit mu (gene AP-2mu). NCBI's taxonomy places the organism in Eukaryota, Metazoa, Arthropoda, Insecta, Diptera, Psychodidae. Gene Ontology annotation, molecular function: clathrin-cargo adaptor activity. The transcript is spliced from 5 exons. The coding region runs from base 95 to 1411 and encodes 438 amino acids. The record is from RefSeq and is a predicted model, not a curated record. Gene Ontology annotation, cellular component: AP-2 adaptor complex; cytoplasmic vesicle. Gene Ontology annotation, biological process: clathrin-dependent endocytosis; intracellular protein transport.